GGCCCGCAGUGAUGACGUAGGAAGCGCGGCUCCAUAAUGGCUCUAACUGCAAAGAAACAGAACAGAGGAGGGAGAAAAAUCUCCGUAGACGGACCCGAAAUCUCGGACUAAACUUAGCUCCCCGAUGUACAUGAGAUAUUUUUCCAGGGUAUUUUCAGCUAUGGCUGGACCCAGGCCUGUGGUGCUGAGCGGGCCGUCCGGGGCGGGGAAGAGCACGCUGCUGAAGAAGCUCAUGAAAGAAUACGACAGUGUGUUUGGCUUCAGCGUCUCCCACACAACAAGAAGUCCUCGUCCCGGAGAAGUGAAUGGCAAAGAUUAUCAUUUUGUCACACGAGAGGCGAUGCAGACGGGGAUAGAAAACGGAGACUUCAUUGAGCACGCAGUGUUUUCAGGGAACAUGUACGGGACGAGUAAAGCGGCUGUGCAAGACGUCCAGGCCAAGAACCUCAUCUGUAUACUUGACAUUGACAUGCAGGGUGUGAGGAGCAUUAAAAGGGCCGACCUCAAUCCCAUCUACAUCUCUAUCCAGCCGCCAUCCAUGGAGGUCCUGGAAAACCGUUUAAGAGACAGAAAAACGGAGACAGAAGAGAGCCUCCAGAAGCGUUUACAUGCAGCCAGAGUGGAUAUGGAGAUUAGUAAAGAGCAAGGAUUAUUUGAUACAGUAAUUGUCAAUGAUAGUUUGGAGGAAGCUCAUGGGCAGUUAAAGGCAGUUCUUCUUGAGGAAAUAAAAAAGGUCAAGAAAACCAACAUGUCUUCGUAGGAUACCGCAGCAUCCUUGCACCUUUUUAGUCCAGUCCAUCCACUCCUCACAAAAUCACAGACCUCCUAUCAAGUCGAGAACAUUCCCUCCGCUGGUCUGUGAAGCUCAGACGUCCCUUUGACAUGGUAUUCAGGAGAAGUUAUUACCAAAUGAUAUGUAAAGUGGAACUUUUUUUAAAAAUUAUCAACAAGAAGCAUUUCCAUGUUUUUGUUUUUAUUUGUAUGACGAAAAUAUACUCCAACAAUGCUUACUUGUAAAGUGUGAGGCUUUGUUUUCAGUGUGUUUGAGGGCAGAGUCGACCGAUAAACAACACAAGCGGAGAAACAAAACUCAUUCCAUUAUGUGGGCAAACCGGUCUUAUGAAGGGUGUGACAAAGUACAAUUCUGGAUAUCUUGAUUAGAGAGAGUUAGUUAUGCUACCUCUCAUUUGAGGUCUUUCUUUUUCUACAACCCGUCACAUCAUGGUGAUACAGAUGUGCAGUGUGAUGAAUACAUCACAGACUCAGUCAGGGUUUGAUCUCAGGCCCCUGCACAUGAUUAGUUCAGGAGGGGAAACUCCAGCUCUACAACUGAUUUCUCAAAAUAUGGUGGCUGUUUUACUUUCAUAAGAUUCAUAUACUAUAACUUUACUGAUUAAAUCAACUAUUCCAGUAUAUCUUCUUACAGGUUGUUGUACAUUUUUAGUGUUUGUGCUUGCUAAACUCCAUGUAAGUGUUUAAAGUUGUGCUUCAGCGGGAUUAAAUCCCAGGGUAGAGGUCGAAACUGUUGCUUCAAACAAACCGAGGACACCAUAUGUCACGAGGAUAAUCGCUCUAAAAUAACAGAUGAAAUGUUUACUUUGAAGUUGUACAUUUUUUUUUAUUGUCACUCUAUCAUGUUGUUGCUUCACCUGUACAGUAAAAUGACAGUUUUUUUGACUUUGAAGGAAAAUUAAACACUUUUUAUUCU
Messenger RNA from Labrus mixtus (cuckoo wrasse), 1708 nucleotides. Its product is annotated as guanylate kinase-like. The coding region runs from base 125 to 760 and encodes 211 amino acids. Gene Ontology annotation, biological process: purine nucleotide metabolic process. The transcript has 7 exons. Gene Ontology annotation, molecular function: GMP kinase activity. Lineage: Eukaryota; Metazoa; Chordata; Actinopteri; Labriformes; Labridae. Gene Ontology annotation, cellular component: cytosol. The record is from RefSeq and is a predicted model, not a curated record.